This is a messenger RNA of Dictyostelium discoideum AX4, 1293 nucleotides long. RefSeq names its product equilibrative nucleoside transporter family protein. Gene Ontology annotation, biological process: nucleoside transmembrane transport. Gene Ontology annotation, molecular function: nucleoside transmembrane transporter activity. Lineage: Eukaryota; Evosea; Eumycetozoa; Dictyosteliales; Dictyosteliaceae. Bases 1 to 1293 code for a protein of 430 amino acids. The transcript has 4 exons. The record is from RefSeq and is a predicted model, not a curated record. Gene Ontology annotation, cellular component: membrane.
AUGACAAACAGAGAUGAAUAUUCACCAUUAGUUGAUAUAACAGAAACAUCAAAAGCACCAUUAGAUAAAAAUGGUUUAGCAUGGAUUUGUUUUUUAAUUUUAGGUGUUGGAUUAUUAUUCCCAUUCAAUUGUUAUGUAGCAGCAUCAGAUUAUUUUUCAGAUUUAUAUGGUGAUUCAUAUUCAUUUUUAAUGUCAUUAGCAUAUAAUUAUAUUCAAUGGUUAUUAUUAUUUGUAUCGAUAUUUGUUAUGCCAAGAUUUUCAUUCAAAUCACGUACGAUUUUAUUUUUAUUAGCAGGUUCAUUGAUUUUAUUCUAUAUGCCAUUCAAUAAUAUGAUAUUUGGUAGAAAUGAAAAGGUAUCAAUGGGUAUUAGUUUAUUGUGUACCUUUGCAUCAGGUUGUUUAGCUUCAUUGUUGUUUGGUACUGUUUUAGGCUUGGUAGCAUUGUUUCCAGGCGAAUAUACAGGUGCUGUAAUGAGUGGUAACGGUGUUGCCGGUAUGAUUGCAAUGGCGUUGCAAAUCAUUACCAAGGUAUCCGUGCCUGCAACUGCACAUGGCAAUCAAGAGAGUGGCUUGAUCUUCUUCUUUUUGGCAGGCGGUGUAUUAAUCAUUUGUUUACUAUGUUUCUUGGUUUUAUUGCAGUUACCAAUUACAAAGUACUAUUUAGCAAAUUUCGAAGCUUCAAAAUUGAAGGAGAAUGGUAGUGUCAACGGCAUCGAAAGUGGUGAUGGUGAUGCCAAACCAAAGAAAUCUGCACGUCAAUGGAUGGGCGAGCUUUUAAAUAUCCUCAAAAAGGUUUGGAGAGAGGCAUUGGUUGUUUUCACAGUUUUCUUUACUACACUCUCAAUUUUCCCUGGCUUAACUCAACUUAUUCAAACAAGUAAUGAACAUCAGUUAUCAUCCGAUUGGUUUAUCAUUGUUUUCUUUUCAAUCUUUAUGGUUGGUGAUUUCAUUGGAAGAACCGUUCCAAAAUGGUUUAUCAUUUUCACUCCUUCAAAUCUUUGGAUUCCAACUUUCCUUCGUCUUGCCUUCUUCCCAUUAUUUGCACUUUGUAUUAAACCUUUAGUAUUUAAUAAUAAUGCUUGGUAUUUCGUUUUUAUGUUUAUUUUUUCAAUUUCAAAUGGUUAUUGUGGAACACUUGCAAUGAUUUUUGGUCCAACAAAAGCUGAAGAACAUGAAAAAGAAUAUGCAGGAAUUAUUAUGUCAUUCUUUUUAAAUUUUGGUAUUUGGGUAUCAACUCAUUUUGCAUUUUUAUUAAGUUAUUUAGUAACUGGAUCCACUGGUAUUAAUUUCUAA